ACUAAUCAAUGCAAUUCUACCUCAAAAAAAUACUUCUUUCAAUUAUCUAAGAGAAAAACAUGGAAAAGGAAAUGUGUGAUAUUUCUGUUGAGAAGAGGCUUAGGCUAUUUGGUUUUGAGCUAAAUCCAACAAAGAAUAAUAAUGAAGGAGUUGCCAAAGAGUCUAAUGAAGGAGAUGAAAGUGUGAAUUCCUCUAACUCAAUUUCAUCUGGAGGAGAUAAAAUUGUCCAAGAAAAAAAUUCAUCUAAAGACCAAGAUGAGAGAAAAUUUGAGUGUCAAUAUUGUUUCAAAGAAUUUGCAAAUUCACAAGCAUUAGGAGGCCAUCAAAAUGCACACAAGAAAGAAAGAUUGAAGAAAAAAAGAUUGCAACUUCAAGCUAGGAAAGCUAGCAUAAACUAUUACUUGCAACCUUUUCAAAAAAAUCAUCAUGGUUUUUCUUACCAUGGUUCUGAUCAUACUCAUUGGUUUUAUGACCCUUCUUCUUAUAAUUCUGAAUUCUCUUUGAGUGAAGAAUCUCAAAUUAGUUUCAAGUCAAAAAAUGUUCAUGAUACUAACUCUAGUUGGUAUUCUCUUCCUUCUCAUGUUUCUCCUUCCCAACAAGAUACUUGCAUGUUUACUUUCUCCAACGAUGAUAAGCCUUCUUCAAACCAAAGUCAUAGUAAAGCUUUAGAUCUUCAACUAGGUCUUAAUUUGCAGUCAAAUACAAUAAGAAGCUCUUUGAAAAGGUCGUAGUUUGGUAUAGGAUCCAAAGUAAUAGUUUCAUUGUUUUCCUUGAUAUUGUUUGAUUAUGAACAAUUCUCAAACAUCAAGGAAAAGGAAAUUAGAAGAAAAAAUUUCACUAUUCAUUUGAGUUGGCUUGUCAUGACUUUGCCCCUACUGACCAAUGAUUGUUCAGACAUUAAUAUAUACAAUUCUUAAUUAUGGUGUAUUUAUUUUAUGGUAUAUAGCCAUUGGCAAUUAUAUACAAUGUUUUAUACAUUCAUAUUACAUUUA
Messenger RNA from Medicago truncatula (barrel medic), 992 nucleotides. RefSeq names its product zinc finger protein 5. NCBI's taxonomy places the organism in Eukaryota, Viridiplantae, Streptophyta, Magnoliopsida, Fabales, Fabaceae. Gene Ontology annotation, molecular function: DNA-binding transcription factor activity; transcription cis-regulatory region binding. Gene Ontology annotation, cellular component: nucleus. The coding region runs from base 60 to 731 and encodes 223 amino acids. The record is from RefSeq and is a predicted model, not a curated record. Gene Ontology annotation, biological process: cytokinin-activated signaling pathway; trichome differentiation; trichome morphogenesis. The transcript has a single exon.